Molecule: messenger RNA, 2658 nt
Organism: Peronospora belbahrii
Lineage: Eukaryota; Oomycota; Peronosporomycetes; Peronosporales; Peronosporaceae
Source: the annotation of a GenBank genome assembly
AUGCGUCAACCACACGGUAGCAAACUUGAUGUGAUGGAUGUUAGUGAUGAAGAAGGUGCAAGGUGUUGCAAGGAACUUGUCAGCCAUUCGGCCAAAUUCAUGGCACUUGCAGCUUUGAACAGCGAUGAUGAGACCGACUAUUCGUUUGCGAACAACGAUGUUGUCAAGAUUGUGCCAUAUUGCAUUACGACAUUGGCUUUUCUUCCCCGAGCUGACCGAGUCGUUGUAGCCUAUGGGGAUAAAGAGGGUCAUAUUGCCUUCUGGUCGCCUUCUAGUGAUACCAGCAGCUCGUCAUCGGCAAUAUCGCGACCGCACGGAUAUCCUGUCACCCAAAUGAUCUUUCCCGACCCGUCAAAGUUGAUUUCCAGCAGCAUUGAUGGCACCGUGCGUGAAUUUGACCUUGGCGCCGCAACAUUUUCGUUAUUGUGUGAUAUCAGCGAUGAAACCGGGAUCACUUCGCUGAUUGGAUCAGGUAGUCCUCAAUUCUAUUACGCCAGCUGUGAGGAUGGUACUUUACGCCUAGUUGAUCGCCGAGCGCGAAAGGCGCACGGUAUCAAGCUUGCGCUGCAUAAGAAACGGAUCAACUCCGUGGAUCAGCAUCCAAGUCUCGACUUCUACGUGACAACUGCUUCACAUGAUGGCACCGUGUGCUUAUGGGAUAAGCGCAAGAUCUCUUCUGAGAGUUGCAUUCCUCUGACAAGACUGCAUCAUGGAAACUCCAUGUAUUCAGCACACUUUUCUCCAAAUGAUGGAUCUUGGCUAGUGACGGUGGCCCAGGAUUCCUACAUCGAUAUGUACGACACGUCAAGUUUUAUCAAGUGCAGAGUUUCCGAUGCUCCAGUUGCAUUACCUCAAUCAAUUGGCAUUCCACAUACAACUUGGACAGGCACAUCCACAAAACUUCGUCCAUCGUGGGACCCAAAGCGAAUCAAUCGUUUUGUGAUAGGAAGUUUCAAUCACAAUCCACCACUUUCUCCACCACCCGUUACGUCUUUGCGUCGUUCCUCACGUCGUCGUCUGAAUCCCGUUCCAAUUGAAUUGAUACGUGACGAUACAAGUAAAAUAUGCGACAAUAAUACAGAUAAGGACCAUGAUCGUAGUGAUCAAUCAGGCUUAACCGACUAUGAACGUAAACGUCGUGAGAAUAUACAGCGGAAUUUGGCUUUUAUGCAGCAAAUGGGUGUCUCGACGGCGAAAAUUGCAGCAAGAACAGCAAUUGACAAUGUUUUUCCACCUGCAAUUGAUAGAGUCAAGAAACAAGAGCCACAACGAAGUGUUGAUCGAGCAAUACAAGCAGCAAGAAAAGCAGAUCGAAGAAGAGCUCAACCGGUUCGAAAAUCAAGACGUCUUGAGGGUAAAAACGUCGAGAUGCAGCCGAUUGAAUUAAUUGAUCAAUUCGAGAUGGAACAGACACGAGGACGUUUGUUUCGAAGUAAAGACCGUCAUGUGUCUCGUCGAGAGAGUUAUCUUCAUGUUAUGGAUGCAAUGGAUAGAGAGAGUAAAUGUUUCUUAGGAGGUAUUACAGCAGAUGUUCUUGAUGAAGAAGACGUACUAGAUAACGACAUGAACUUGGAAGACGAGGAUCGAGUCGACUACGUCUUGGCAAAUGAUGAUAUUAUCAAGGCAGUGCAAGAACGGAUUUACUCGGUGGCUUUUUUACCACGGACAGACCGUCUUGUGGUUGCAUGUGGAGAUAAAAUGGGUCAUGUGGCUCUAUGGACACCAUUGAAAGGAACGGAAGUAAAGCAAGAGAACGCGGUCGCACCACUUGUGGUAUACAGACCUCACUACAGUCCAGUGAGCCAACUGAUCUUUCCUGACUCGUCUAAACUUGUCUCAAGUAGUUUUGAUGGAACUGUGCGGGAAUUUGACCUGCGUGCUGCAGAGUCAUCGGUCGUGUAUGAUACAAGCGACGAUGCCGGUAUUUCAUCGCUUGUAGUCGCCGGAAUGGCGCAGUGCUAUUAUGCAAGCUGUGACGAUGGCACAGUUCGACUAAUUGAUCGGCGCGCGCAAACGGUGCAGGGCUCGAGCUAUCAACUGCACGAAAAGAAGAUCAACACUGUGCACCAGCACCCAAGCUGCGACGUAAUCGUGGCAACAGCUUCCUUGGACCGCACAGUGUGCCUGUGGGAUGCUCGUAAAUUGUGCUCAACGAAAAGCACGCCGCUCGUAACGUUACCACACUAUCGUAGUGUCAAUUGUGCCUACUUUUCACCUCGAGAUGGCGCAUGGCUAGUGACGGUAGGCCAGGACUCGUAUAUCGACAUGUUUGACACCUCAAGCCUUGUAGAGGGUAAAGCGUUGAAUAAUAAGUCUACGAUUACCCUGCCGAGCUCAAUUCGUGUUCGCCACAACAACAUGACAGGACGGUGGCUCACCAAGCUUCAUGCAGCUUGGGAUCCCAAACGACCAAAUCAGUUUGUGAUCGGCUGCAUGGAGCAGCCGCGACGAAUUCAGAUCUUCCGUGCAGGCCGUCGCCGUCCCGUCAGUGAGCUGAUGAGCGACAACUUUGCUUCGGUUCACUCUAUCAAUGCUUUUCACCCUCAUCUUGAGCUCAUUGCAGGUGGUAAUUCUUCCGGUCGUCUCGCGCUAUGGCGUGGCAAGAAAACACAUAAAGGCGACGAUGUCAAGGCCGAGACCCAUGUAAAAACUGAGUAA